CAUCCUGUGCUAUCUCAACUUCUCCUGGAAGAGCAUCAACGUGACGGCCUUCCUGUUCGGCACGGGCGUCACGGGGCUCAUCCUCUCAUUCAUCCUCAUGCUCGUGCACGCCGCCAACGUCGCUGGCGUCAAGCUCGACUCGCUCGGCUCGCAGCUCUUCUGCAGCUUCAUGAUGAUGAUGCUGCUGUUCGCCGCCUCGUGCGCGUCCGCGUCCUUCACGUCGCGCAUGUGCGGCUCCUACUCCUCCAACUUCCUCCUCGGAUACAUCUGCAUGUGCGCCUCCUACUCAAUCCACCAACUUCAUCCUCGGAUACAUCCUCACACACAAACGUCCCACCCUGUCCUCACUACUACGGUUUGCACCCCUCUCGCCUCUCCCUUCCCCCACCCCCCUCCCCCCCUCUCACCCACCCCUCUCGUCUCCCCUUCUCCCCCACCUAUCCCUUCACCUCUCCUCUCUCCCUUUCCCUCCCUCCGUUUUCGCCUCUGCCCCCUCUGUUUCGCUAG
Closterium sp. Naga37s-1 is the source of this 507-nucleotide messenger RNA. NCBI's taxonomy places the organism in Eukaryota, Viridiplantae, Streptophyta, Zygnematophyceae, Desmidiales, Closteriaceae. The record is from the annotation of a GenBank genome assembly.